AUGCAUCUGUUUCAAUGUUUCUUGUUGUAUCUGAGCUUUGCUUAUGCUACACCCGCUCCACUCGACCUAUCAUCUGUCUUUGAAGAUAACUCGAUCCCGAUUGUGGAAUUCUCGAGAUUCAAACUUGGUAACCAUCGCCAAGCAAAGCGUAGCAAGGAGGAGAAAGUACGAUGCUUCGAGGCCAAAAUAGUUGUGGAUGGACGCCAUCUAGGAAACCAGCACAAUUUCGAAUUCCCUGGCGAGUUAUAUGUAUGUCAAAAUCUUCCAACACCCGUUACAACCAACGGCCGCAACGGCUGGGACAUUGCCAUCGCAGUUGGUGAUGCAAGGACCUGGGCGAUCCCUGGGAUGUUCGAUUACGUCUCCAACGGUUGGCUUAAUCCAUACCUCCUCAAUCGUCACGACAGAAAUCCGGUGCUAAAGGACUACGCAUUUGUUACCAGUGGAGAGGGAAAAGGAAUAGAAAUCAAGCCAGAUCCGCACUAUGCUGCAGCCAAUAAGCUUUCGACUUUUCGCAUCAAUACAACACAUGAUGCGGUGUAUGAACCUACUGGUGGAGAAAUACUUCUUACUUGGAAGGGAACGAAGAUCGAGGGGAACAUACAUCUUACCUCAUCCUCUCAUGUCGCUUACAAGGCCAAGAUUAGCGGAGACAUUACGAAGCAGGGGACUAUAACUGUUACGUGUAGGUUCAAGGACCAUGGUGGCAUAAAGCAGGAUAGAGCACACGAGUCGGGUCUUCAAACUACAAGUCGAGGAAGAAAGCGAGACGUAGCAGCCAAAAUGGCAAUUCUACAGUUCAAAAUUGAGCUACUUGAUGAAAACCUCGACAUUGAUGGGAAACACGGUGGCUGGACUGCCCCUGGUUACACGGCCUACUACGGGCAUUUGGACACCGUCCGCGUCCUUCUCCUUCGCGGCGCUGAUAUGGAUAUUCGAAUGGAUGUUGGAUUCGGCGUUCUUCCCGGUGAUUGCAGUGCUAUUAACUGGGCAGUAUGUGGCGGCUACCUCGACGUCGUCAAGAUACUUUUGGACAAAGGAGCCAAGUCGAAUAUCUGCGCGAAGAGACCAGUGUUCCUUGGCACUGGUGGAAUGCCUGCUACUAUGGCGACAGGGAAUGGCCACCUUGAUGUCGUUCGGUAUCUCCUUGAGAAUGGCUGUGAUGACGAUUCCACAAAUGGUAUUCCGGGUUGGGAUGCCUUCAUCAUUGCAUGCGAAAAAGGAAGACUCAGCAUCGUCAAAUACUUUGUCGAGGAAAGGGACAUCAGUGUUGAAAGAAAUGGCAGCAAUGGCGUCACGCCUCUGAUUACUGCAGCUCAGAGUCAGCAGACCGUUGUCAUGAAGUACUUGGUCAAUCACGGGGCGCCCAUAGACGCGGGUGACAAUGAUGGAAGCACGGCGUUGCUUCAUGCGGUGGCUAAGAAGAGAGUUGGCGCGGUAGAGUGGCUGGUGAAACAUGGUGCGGACUUGAGGAAGCAGAAUAAUACAAGAAUGUCGCCGUUGAAGCUGGCAAAGGAGGAGUUGCUGAAGAACCAAGACGACAAGAAUGCGGCGGCUAUGGUCAAGUGGCUUGAGAUCCCGAUAGCCGUUGCAUUCCACACAAAGGCUUAG
This is a messenger RNA of Fusarium subglutinans, 1611 nucleotides long. Its product is annotated as ankyrin. Gene Ontology annotation, molecular function: protein binding. NCBI's taxonomy places the organism in Eukaryota, Fungi, Ascomycota, Sordariomycetes, Hypocreales, Nectriaceae. Bases 1 to 1611 code for a protein of 536 amino acids. The record is from RefSeq and is a predicted model, not a curated record. The transcript has 5 exons.